UUCUAGAACGUUGCUGUGGUAGCGCUCGGGCGCCAUGUUAGGACGAAGGAGAAGGAGGAGAAGCGCUUAAAGCGGCGGGAGCGGGUGCGGGAGUGGGGUUGGACCCAGGGCUGAGGCAGGCCCCCCCCCUCCCUCCCGCCUCAGUGGAUCAUGCCCAGGGCGGCAGCGGCGGCGGUUGCGGGGGGGAAGUGACUGGGCGGUGCCGGCGCAGGAGACGAUGCCGUUUUCUGUUUGCAGUCCAGUUACAACGCAGGGAUCACAGCAAACACAGCCGCCACAGAAGCACUAUGGCAUUACCUCUCCCAUCAGCUUAGCAGCCCCCAAGGAGACUGACUGCCUGCUUACCCAGAAACUAAUUGAGACUCUGAAGCCUUUUGGCGUUUUUGAAGAGGAAGAGGAACUGCAGCGCAGGAUUUUAAUUUUGGGAAAAUUAAAUAACCUGGUAAAAGAGUGGAUACGAGAAAUCAGUGAAAUCAAGAAUCUUCCACAAUCUGUAAUUGAAAAUGUUGGUGGAAAAAUAUUUACAUUUGGAUCUUAUAGAUUAGGAGUACAUACAAAAGGUGCCGAUAUUGAUGCGUUGUGUGUUGCACCAAGACAUGUUGAUCGAAGUGACUUUUUCACCUCGUUCUAUGAUAAGUUGAAAUUACAGGAAGAAGUAAAAGAUUUAAGAGCUGUUGAAGAGGCAUUUGUACCAGUUAUCAAACUGUGUUUUGAUGGGAUAGAGAUUGAUAUUUUGUUUGCAAGAUUAGCACUGCAGACUAUUCCAGAAGACUUGGACUUAAGAGAUGACAGUCUGCUUAAAAAUUUAGAUAUAAGAUGCAUAAGAAGUCUUAACGGUUGCAGGGUGACCGAUGAAAUUUUACAUCUAGUACCAAACAUUGACAACUUCAGGUUAACCCUGAGAGCUAUCAAACUGUGGGCCAAACGCCACAACAUCUAUUCCAAUAUAUUAGGUUUCCUCGGUGGUGUUUCCUGGGCUAUGCUAGUAGCAAGAACUUGCCAGCUUUAUCCAAAUGCAAUAGCAUCAACUCUUGUACAUAAAUUUUUCUUGGUAUUUUCUAAAUGGGAAUGGCCAAAUCCAGUCCUAUUGAAACAGCCUGAAGAAUGCAAUCUUAAUUUGCCUGUAUGGGACCCAAGGGUAAACCCCAGUGAUAGGUACCAUCUUAUGCCUAUAAUUACACCAGCAUACCCACAACAGAACUCCACGUACAAUGUGUCCGUUUCAACACGGAUGGUCAUGGUUGAGGAGUUUAAACAAGGUCUUGCUAUCACAGAUGAAAUUUUGCUGAGUAAGGCAGAGUGGUCCAAACUUUUUGAAGCUCCAAACUUCUUUCAAAAGUACAAGCAUUAUAUUGUACUUCUAGCAAGUGCACCAACUGAAAAACAACGCCUAGAAUGGGUGGGCUUGGUGGAAUCAAAAAUCCGAAUCCUGGUUGGAAGUUUGGAGAAGAAUGAAUUUAUUACACUGGCUCAUGUGAAUCCCCAGUCAUUUCCAGCACCCAAAGAAAAUCCUGACAAGGAAGAAUUUCGCACGAUGUGGGUGAUUGGGUUAGUGUUUAAAAAAACAGAAAACUCUGAAAAUCUCAGUGUUGAUCUCACCUACGAUAUUCAGUCUUUCACAGAUACAGUUUAUAGGCAAGCAAUAAACAGCAAGAUGUUUGAGGUGGACAUGAAAAUUGCUGCAAUGCAUGUAAGAAGAAAGCAACUCCAUCAACUACUGCCUAAUCAUGUGCUUCAGAAAAAGAAAAAGCAUUCAACAGAAGGUGUCCGGUUGACCCCUCUGAAUGACAGCAGCCUCGACCUGUCUAUGGACAGUGAUAACAGCAUGUCUGUGCCUUCGCCGACCGGUGCUGCGAAGACCAGCCCGCUGCACAGUUCCGGCAGCUCUCAGGGCAGAAACAGUCCUGCUCCAGCUGUAACAGCAGCAUCUGUGACCAACAUACAGGCUACUGAAGUUUCUGUGCCACAAGUAAAUUCCAGUGAAAGCUCAGGGGGUACAUCGAGUGAAAGCAUUCCUCAAACUGCCACACAACCAGCCAUUUCAUCACCACCAAAGCCUACGGUCUCCAGAGUUGUUUCUUCAACACGUCUGGUAAACCCACCACCAAGACCUUCAGGAAAUGCAGCAACAAAGACACCUAAUCCUAUAGUAGGAGUCAAGAGGACAUCCUCACCUCAUAAAGAGGAGAGUCCCAAGAAAACCAAAACAGAAGAGGAUGAAACAAGUGAAGAUGCUAACUGUCUUGCUUUGAGUGGACAUGAUAAAACAGAAACAAAGGAACAACUUGAUACAGAGACAAGUACAACUCAAUCAGAAACCAUUCAGACAGCGGCUUCUCUGUUGGCCUCUCAGAAAACAUCCAGUACAGACCUUUCUGAUAUCCCUGCUCUCCCUGCAAAUCCUAUUCCUGUUAUCAAGAAUUCAAUAAAACUGAGAUUGAAUCGGUAAAAACAA
Balaenoptera ricei (Rice's whale) is the source of this 2455-nucleotide messenger RNA. It is a transcript of the gene PAPOLA, whose product is annotated as poly(A) polymerase alpha. Gene Ontology annotation, cellular component: nucleus. Gene Ontology annotation, molecular function: RNA binding; poly(A) RNA polymerase activity. The record is from RefSeq and is a predicted model, not a curated record. The coding region runs from base 218 to 2449 and encodes 743 amino acids. The transcript has 22 exons. Lineage: Eukaryota; Metazoa; Chordata; Mammalia; Artiodactyla; Balaenopteridae.